Molecule: messenger RNA, 3526 nt
Organism: Aethina tumida (small hive beetle)
Lineage: Eukaryota; Metazoa; Arthropoda; Insecta; Coleoptera; Nitidulidae
Gene: CrebB
Product: cyclic AMP-responsive element-binding protein 1
Exons: 7
Coding region: 496-1446 (316 amino acids)
Biological process (GO): regulation of transcription by RNA polymerase II
Cellular component (GO): nucleus; transcription regulator complex
Molecular function (GO): protein binding; RNA polymerase II cis-regulatory region sequence-specific DNA binding; DNA-binding transcription factor activity, RNA polymerase II-specific
Source: RefSeq, a predicted model, not a curated record
CAAAUACGUAAUAUAUUUUGAUGUAUAUUAUAAAUUUUGUAUAUUUGUGAAUAUAAAUAUUUAAGAAAAAUUCGUACAAAUGUGUACUACAUAACCAGUUAGAUAUGUCACCAAAAAUUAAAUCACUCUUGACAAUUCUACCGGGUUUAAUCACCCAAACAAACAAAAAUCACCGACGCCCCCGCACAGCGUAGCCCGAACGUCACGUUUCGCCAAAGAUCGCUGCGACCCGACCGCGUGUUUGCACAGAACGCGUGCGAUAUACGUGGCGAAUCCAGUCAACCAGAUAGACGAGGGGCGACGAGAGGCGAGCGGAAGGCCCCGAUCGCGGCGCAUAGUCCGCCAUUGCUGUGACGCGCAUUUCCAGUCCGCACUUGGCCAGUGACGACCGCCCAGAAAUUUUGACGUGUCGACUACGUAUAGCCCUGUUACCCACUCCGGACGCAGCAAACUUGGUGACGAGAAAUACGUAACUGGUGCCGGAGUACUUAGGCAAUGGACGGCAUGGUGGAGGAGAACGGCGCUGUUGAUCCGUUGUCCACGUCGCCGGAUCCGCAGGGCGGCCCCAUCGUGUCCUCGGUAGGGGUCACUAAUUCGCAGCAGCCCCACCUCGUGGCGGCCACUAACAUUGUGCAACUCACCCUGCCCCAGACUCAGGCGCAGGUGCAAAGUGUGAUACAACCCAACACGCAAUCGGUGAUACAGACGGCGACCAAUCUGCAGCCCAUGCUGGGAAAAGGCAAUGUGAUACUAGUGAGCAAACCCAAUUCCGUCAUACAGACGACACAGGGAAAUCUGCAGACUUUGAGAAUAAACAACACAGAUGUACAAGAUAACGAGGAUGGCUACAAUGUACGCUUCCAGGUUGUGGAGACCGCUAGUGACGACAGUUUUUCGGAGGACGAAUCAUCGCCGAAGAAGCGACGGGACCUGCUCACGCGUAGACCGUCCUACAGGAAGAUACUCAACGAUCUUGGCGGGGGUGAGAUAGCUGAAACCAAGGUCGAGCAGACGUCGUCGGAAGGUGACAGUGAGCUGAGCUCUCACUCUAUCCCAUACCACACAGUGUUGCCCGCCACAGCCAUACAAAUUUCGAGUGGUGAAGGUGGACAAAGCAUACACACACUAACGAUGACCAAUGCGACGGCAGGCGGAGCCAUAGUACAGUACGCGCAAGGACAGGAGUUCUUCGUGCCAGGUCAAUUCUAUUCUCCAGUCGUGGCGCAGAGCGGCAGUCUGGGCAGCUCGGCGACCGAGGACCAGGCCAGGAAGAAAGAGAUGCGCCUGCUGAAGAACAGGGAGGCGGCCCGCGAGUGCCGACGAAAAAAGAAGGAGUACAUAAAGUGUCUCGAGAAUCGCGUCGCCGUGCUGGAGAACCAGAACAAGACGCUGAUCGACGAACUGAAAACGCUCAAAGAACUGUACUGCCAACAGAAGGUCGAAUGAGACUCGACACGACCACUCGCAGCGACGCACUCGGUCGCAUGGGCGGCAUGAUCUUUAUUUAAAUUGUGGCAUGGAAAUAAACGGGUGCUUGGUCCGGGGAUCAGGUUAUGACGUACGCUAGGAUGUGUUUGGGUGUGGUUGCUGUCGUUCGGUCUACGCCGUGCAGUUACCGUGCAGGCUUAGGGAGGGUUUCGGUGGCCGAAACGUGCAUUUACACACCGUUCGUGCAAUCUGACUGGGUUGUUUUGUUUUUGUUAGAUGGCGGAGUUGCUGCGGGUUGGUAGUUCAGUUUGUCACUCCUUAUUUUUGUUGGUACACAUUUACGUUAAACUGAUUAGUUCGUUCAUACGUUCACCAUUUUGUUCCUAGUUAUCAUGUAUAAAUUGUAAGUUUUGCGAGACGAAUUAGAUGCUAUCAAAGGCUCAACCGGGAAUUAAAGAAAGAGAAUCUCUUAGCUUGUGAACUGAACUAGCAAUGCGGUGCAUCGGUUUUCUUAUUGGGACUAAGGGUGGUUCGUCACUUACGGUUUUUGGGAUCUGCAUUGAUGGUUUAUAAUUUUCUAUUAGUCAUACUCUGUUUAACAUUUUACCUCCACCUACUGCGUUAUUGUGCUUAUAAUACCAUCCAAUUAGUAAUUAGAAGCAGUGAUGGUUUUUUUUUUCUUUUGUAGAGUGUCUAAUUUAUUUUUAUAAAAUCUUAUGGGGCACAAUUCAAGAAGCCUUUUUAUAAACUACUAACAUACAUAUUUGAAUUGAUGCCUUUUAUGUAAAGAGCCUUGUAAAUAUCCAUUUAAAAUUUUUAACCAAAGAAUUAAAUUCCAUUUUUUUUUUAAUUUUCGUGACUGUUAGUUUUGUUUCAUCUUCACAAAGAACACGGACAAGAAUAUUUUGAUCUGAAAAAUCCGCUGAAAUAUUUUUCUAACUUACUCCUUGGGAAUAUAAGAAAUUUUAAGAAAUAUGUUAAGCGACAAUAAUCAUGUUCUAGUGAAAUUGUACUUAAAAGUCAGUUGCUAGGGUGUUUCUUUUUUAAUUGGGCUCAGUUUUCACCUGCAGUGUUGCAUUUGUAUUUAUUAUUAUUUAUUUUUCAUAAACUAUUGAAUUAUAUGACGUACUACGUUCAUGCGUUUUUAUUGCAACGACUUUUCGGCAAUACUUCAGGUGAAAAUUUUUACCGAUUUCCAUUUUAUACUUAGGUUCUCGAUUAUGAUGUUGUAUAGUACUAUUUACAUACUGGACAGAGAAGGCUUGUGAAAAGUAUAAAGUUAUAUUUAUAAGAAGCCGAUGUAUAUAUUAUAUAUUGUACAAAAAAUGAAUAGGUAUUUAUUUUAUAAAUGUCCAGACCUGACAGACAGUGCCUUCAUAGGUUUAGUUUUUGUUUUUCCUUAAAUUUUUUAAGACCAUGCUUUACAUAAACAUUUUAUCAUGUGUUGUAAAGCUUUAUUAUCAAAUUGAAGUCCCUCAUAAUAUUGUGAGAGGACAAACAGUGGAUUAAUCAUUUAUGUAAAACAUGUAAUUGGAAAUAUGAGACUUCAUAACAUUAUAUUGUUGUUAGUUGUGCCAUAAUUCUUUCCAAAAACGUUGGUGCUUUAGAUACUGCUUUGGCAAAAACUUCUUUGAGCUUAUUUCCGAAACAUAAUAUAGUGUUAUGAAUUACGUUGAAACUAAACGCUAGAGAAUUUGUUGGUCUAAUAGGUUAAAGUUGUAUAUAUUUGUAUUAAAUGUAUAUGUAUUUUUACAUAUCAAAAAAAGAUUAUAUAUUUAUCGAAAACUAACUACUUUUGCACACCACAUUUUUAUUCAACAAAUGAAUUUCGUUGUUAUUUGUUAUCUUAUUUAACAUGUUCGUUGAGGAUGUGUGUUGUUUUAUCUAUACUUCACGUUCUGUUGCCUCUUUGGUAGUGUUUUUUGUAGUUAGAUGAAUUGUAAAUAAGAUUAUGGAUUUUGAUGAUGCAAAUGUAAAUAAAUGAUAGCAAGAAAAUUAACUUUUUUAUAGUCAGCUGCACCGUUAUUUACAUUUGUCUCAGCUAAUAUUUUAAGUAUUAGUUGAUUUAUUAUUGUAUAAAAAAGUCAAUAUUAUUAAA